Molecule: messenger RNA, 1064 nt
Organism: Oryza brachyantha (malo sina)
Lineage: Eukaryota; Viridiplantae; Streptophyta; Magnoliopsida; Poales; Poaceae
Product: probable phytol kinase 1, chloroplastic
Exons: 6
Coding region: 88-1035 (315 amino acids)
Biological process (GO): vitamin E biosynthetic process
Cellular component (GO): chloroplast
Molecular function (GO): phytol kinase activity
Source: RefSeq, a predicted model, not a curated record
GCGACGACAAAAUUGGUAUCGCCUUCCCAGCAAAUCGUCGUUCACUGCAGCUGCAGUGCAAGGCGCAGGUCUACAAGGCCCAGCCAAAUGGCGGCGGCGGCGCGGCCCGUCGACGUCGCCCUCCCCUUCCCCUUCUCCUGCUGCUCCUCCACCUCCCUGCUGCUCUCGCAUUCCCGCGGCCGCUCCCUCCCGCCCGCCGUCGGCUGCUCCAGGCUCGCGUCUCCCCGCUCCUCCAUGCGCCGCCAGCUCCUCCUCGGAGUGGGUGCGCCAGCCGUGGCGGCGCUCGCGGCCUCCGCGCCUCCGGCGGUGCUGCGGGACGGCGCCGCCACGCUGCUCAUCACGGGGGGCGCCUACUCGCUAGUCCGCGCCUUCGAUGCGCUCACGGAGCGGCGGCUCAUCGAGCAGAACCUGAGCAGAAAGAUUGUGCAUGUGCUGUCCGGGGUGCUGUUCAUGUCGUCCUGGCCACUCUUCAGUAAUUCGCCAGGAGCACGGUUCUUUGCGGCAAUUGUUCCGUUGCUGAACUGCAUAAGGCUUUUAACCUAUGGGCUCCGCCUCUCCACGGAUGAAGCUCUAGUAAAAUCGGUGACCCGUGAAGGAAAACCGGAGGAAUUGCUGAGAGGUCCACUGUACUAUGUUAUUGUGCUGCUGGUCAGUGUUUUGGUCUUCUGGCGCGAGUCUCCGAUUGGGAUUAUUUCGUUGUCGAUGAUGAGUGGUGGUGAUGGCUUUGCUGACAUUGUUGGGAGAAGGUUUGGGUCCAUGAAGCUGCCAUUCAAUAAGAAAAAGAGCUGGAUAGGGAGCAUCUCAAUGUUCAUUUCUGGCUACCUUUUAUCUGCUCUGAUGCUAUUCUACUUUUCAUGCCUUGGUUACUUCAAUGUCUGCUGGGAGCUAGCACUUGGUAAACUGGCUCUUGCUGCAUUAGCAGCUACUGUAGUGGAGUGCAUUCCUGUUACUGAUGUUGUGGAUGACAAUAUCUCUGUUCCUUUGGCCACCAUGUUGGCAGCCUUUCUGUUAUUUGGCUUCAGUGCAUGUUGUUGACUCAAUAAAGCUUCUCCAUUUCAUUUUUC